Molecule: messenger RNA, 885 nt
Organism: Malassezia sympodialis ATCC 42132
Lineage: Eukaryota; Fungi; Basidiomycota; Malasseziomycetes; Malasseziales; Malasseziaceae
Gene: MDM12
Product: ERMES complex subunit MDM12
Biological process (GO): mitochondrion organization; phospholipid transport
Cellular component (GO): ERMES complex
Molecular function (GO): lipid binding
Source: RefSeq, a predicted model, not a curated record
AUGUCCAUCGACCUGGCGUGGGCGGACUUUGCGCCGUCGCUGGUGGACGACCUGCGGGCGCGCCUCAAUGCGCGCCUGAGCGAUAUGGAUCUGCCAUCGUACAUGGGCCAGACGUACAUCGAGGCGCUGGACCUCGGCACUGAUGCGCCUGACGUGCAGGUCGUGCACGUUGGCGACGUGUGGCGCGAGUUCCGCGAGGCCAUCGCGCCGAGCCGCACACCGAAUGUGGCGUGGACGCCGCCGCGCUCGGCCUCGGUCCCCUCGCGCAUGCCCAUGCGCCUGCGCACGUUCCGGCAGUACGACGACGAGAUGCCGACGUCGGUGCUAAGCGAUGCCGAGAGCCUGAUGAGCGAUAUGGACGACUCGCUGUACCGCGGGAGCGACACAGACUCGGAUAUGGGCACGCUCCUGCACGACGAUCCCGCGCACGUCGAUAGCGACGUGCCGUCGGUCCAGGUGCAGCUCAGUGUGCAGUGGCUCACGUCGACGCUGCGGCUCAGUGUGCGCACGUCGCUGCAAAUUCACCACGCGGACAGCACGGUGAUGAGCCUGCCGAUCACGCUCGUCGUCACCGGCCUCGAGCUGUUUGCACAGGUCAUCGUGGCGCUCGACGGCGCCACUCCCUGCCUGCACCUCUCACUCUCGGAGCCGUCCGCCGCGCCAUGCGCGCCGGACGGCCUGCGUGCCGCGCACGAUCCGCGCAUGCGCAGUCGGCACCAGGGCGAGCGCAUCCUGCCGUAUCUCGCCGUCGAGUCGCAGAUCGGCGAGCCCAGCAAGCAUGUGCUCGAGAACGUCGGCAAGGUCGAGCGCUUCGUCGGGCACAUGCUGCGUCAGCUCCUCGAGUCGGAGCUGGUGUAUCCGCACUUCUACACGGUCUACCUCUGA